Molecule: messenger RNA, 3009 nt
Organism: Leucoraja erinaceus (little skate)
Lineage: Eukaryota; Metazoa; Chordata; Chondrichthyes; Rajiformes; Rajidae
Product: IQ motif and ankyrin repeat domain-containing protein 1-like
Biological process (GO): regulation of barbed-end actin filament capping
Cellular component (GO): cytoplasm; nucleus
Molecular function (GO): protein binding
Source: RefSeq, a predicted model, not a curated record
CCGGGCCCAGCUCACCUCUCACCUGAGGCGGCAUUCCCGCAGCACCGCCCCCGCUGCACCACCGUCCGGCCUCCACGCCGCCCCUGUCCUUGGCAAGUCACGCGUCGGCUGGGAGGUGGGCUGAUUGGUGUCGGCGAGUGCCGUUGUCCGAUCCCAACAAUGAGAGAGGACCCAGGACAACGGGCAAUACUGUAACCCUGUUUAACACAAAUACCAUGGUGCUAAAAAAAUCAAGAAGUUCUGGAAUAACUCAGCUGGUCUCUGGAGAACAUGGAUGGGUAACGUUUCAGUCUGAAGGGUCCCUAGCCCAAAAGUCGCCUAUCCGUGUUCUCCAGAUAUGCUGUCUGGGCCGCUGAGUUACUCCAGCACUCUAUGUCUUUUUGUGUAAACCAGUAUCUGCAGUUCCUUGCUUCUUCAUGGUGGCCAAGAUUUGUUGAACAGAUUGGUUGAACACAAGGAAUUGCAGGUGCUGGAGUCUUGAACAAAACACAAAGUGAUUUUGGCGAGUCGGGCAGCGUCUGUGGAGGAAAUGGACAGGAUGCUUCAAAUCGAGACGUACCCGUGGAGUUCCUCCAGCACUGUGUUUUGUUCUCGAUUCCAGCAUCUGCAGUUCCUUGUGUCUGGAGUCAAGAAGGUUCAACAGCCGUAAGUACCGGGAACGGAACCAUUCUUACUUGCCGCAGCUUUUAAGGCCCACAACACACAGUUAAAUACACAAUAAUCAAUUAUUAGUAAUAAUAUGUAACCAGGUUAGAGUAAUGCAAACUAAAGUCCGGUGUGCAGUAAACAGCCUCCUUGCACAUCGUGUAGGACAACUUGUUCUAUUUGAUCUUAUUCGAUUGUCCACGCCAGGUUGAUUGCAUUCGUCAAAACAGGGCGGACCAUGUGAAGGUUGCAAUCUCCUACCCCAAGGAAACAGUCCAUAGAAGACCACAGUUGCUGAGGUACGCUGGCGAGCAACAUGAUCAAGGACCAGUCGCACCCUGGCCACUUCUCCCCUCUCCCAUCAGGCAAGAGGCACAGAUGCGCCUUUACCCAAUUCCCGGGUGUUGUUAACACCAUGUCCAGCCGUAAAUCCAAAUCAGGGUCUGGAAAGUCGAGCAAAAAGUCCAAUCAGCCAGCUAAGAAAGAUGUGGGAACUCACACCCACAAUCCCACCACUUCCGGCCGCAACAAGCCCAAAAUUGAGAAGGGAAAGUUUGAUCGCCAGUUGACCCAAGUUGAAAGCAGUGAAACCACAGAAGGGAAGUCGGCCAUCACCAUCCAGUGUGCCUUCCGGCAGUACCUGGCACGCAAGGAACAGGCCCGGCGCCGGGAGGAGAGGGAGCAGUACGAGGAGACGAUGGAGAAACUGGAGAGAGAGGCGUAUGUGGCACUGGUGAAGAGGGAGCAGGAGGCAGCUGCAAGGGAGCGCGAGAAGGAGGAGCAGGAGCGGCGACGCAAGCAGGAGCAGCAGCAGCGCAGGGUCCGCAUGCUGGAAGCUGCAUUUGAGGGAGACGUGGAGGAGAUGCAGAGCAUACUGAAGGAGGUAUCUGAGUUGGACACAAGGAAUGGUGUGGCGUUCGAUGCCAUGGGGCAGGUGGUGAGGCAGAGGCACCAGCUGGACAUGACAGACUGCACCGACGUACACGGCAGCACCCCCCUUGUCAGAGGCGGCUGGGGGGGGCACCCUAAUGCCAUCCAAUUCCUCAUCGAGAAAGGAGCCAACCCCAACUCCAAGGGUGCGUAUGGACGGACUCCUCUGUAUCGGGCAGCGUUUGGGGGCCACGUGGCAGCCAUUCAGAUCCUACUCCAGAACGGAGCAGACCCUCGCAUCCAUGCAGAGGACGGCAUGGUCCCAGGAGAGAUUGCAUCGACAGACUCCACCACCAGAAUCCUACAGGACUGGGAAAUUGGCCACACCGAGGUCCUGAGGGAGAAGAUGGAAGCCGAGGUCCAGCGCAGGCGGGUUGCAGAACAGCAGCAGCAGAGGGAGGAAGCCGACAGGAUCCAGACCCAGGUGUCAGAAAUAGAGAAGGAGCAGAACCGCAACCAGCAAGAGAUGCAUAAGGCCUACGCUGAGCUCCAGAAACGCAUCAAUGAGCAUGACAAGUGUGUGCUUCAAAACAUGGGCAAGCCCAACAUCACACUAAAGGCUAUCCGUGAUGCAGAAGAGGUUCUGGUGGUGAAGAAGGCAGCAGCGGCCAAGGGAGAAGAGCGCCUCGCACUGGCCAAGCUGCAGCUCAGGGAGAAGCUACAGGAACAGGCCUCACUGUCGGAUCAGAAUGGGAUCCUGUGCCACAUCCGGGAGUUGGACGACGUGCUGCUGAAGGAUGUGGGUGACAAGAUGAAGCAGGACGGCAGGUGGCCUCUCAUCAUUGACCCGUCGGGACAAGCCAGCAUCUUCCUGCGCUACAUCGACACCAACUUCUACGACGCUCUGAAUCCCAGCCACAUGAAGCCCCAGGUGCUGCGUCUCGGCCUCCUUGGGGCCAUCAGGUACGGGAAGAUGCUGGUGAUCGACAUGAUGGAGGUGAACAUGUUCCCCGUGGUGACCAAUGUAUUUGAGCAGAUCCAGGCCGGGCUCAUGGACAAAUUAAUGAGCAAGGAGUUACUGCAGAAUGACGGGUUCCUGUCCUUGCUGCAGCCGAGCGACGGGCCGGAGUACUCGCGCAAUGAAUUCUCUCCGAGCCGUGUGGCGAAGUUUCGGUUGGUGUUGAUCAGCAAGUUGCGGAGCCUGCCCAGAGACCUGCUUGCGGCCUUCUACCCCAUCCACAUCCUCGUCAAGUAGCAGACGCCAGGCAGGCACAGUACUCACCCCCACGUUACAGCCACCUUGCUCAGCGGGACGGUAUGAUGACCACAACACCACACCGGCAACGCAUCCGGCAGUCGGCAGCUUCCAAUGGGCCUCACCACCUCCGGCAGUCGCUGCAGUGUUGGUCUCAGCUGUAACCAGGAGACAAAUAAAACCCUACAGCUUUGGGGACAUCCCAUGCAUGGUACUGGAUACCAGCGCUCUGUACAAUC